AUGGCUACGGUGCAGGAUUCCGCCAGGAAGGAGUCGGUGGCACAGCCAGACUCUUUCGAUGCUGGCAUUCACUCAACGCAGCAGCAGCUCGUUGAGGCUGCCGUCGCCGCCUCUGAGGCUGAAACUCAGCUGCCACGUAUGGAGCUCUUCAAGCGCUACCGGCCUGCCCUCAUCUAUUCCUCGCUUUUAUCCAUGGCUCUGGUCAUGGAGGGGAUGGAUGUCGGGCUCAUCAACAACUUUUUCGCCCAUCCCGCCUACCGUCGGAGGUUCGGCAACACUUAUAACGUGGAUGGAGAUUUGGUUGUCUCAACCCGAUGGCAAACGAUCAUCGGCGCCGGUAACAACGUCGGGUCUAUCAUCGGUCUCCUGGCCAAUGGUUGGCUUCAGUCUCGCUACGGUUCUCGCAGGGUGUACUUGGGCGCGAUGGUCCUUAUGGCAGGCACUAUUUUUGUCCUCUUUUUCUCAAAGAAUGUUGAAAUGCUCCUCGUCGGGAACAUCUUGUGCGGUAUUCCCUGGGGUAUCUUCCAAACUCUUACCACAGCCUACGCUGCCGAAAUUGCCCCCACCGCCAUGCGUGGCUACCUGACUGCCUGGGUCUCUAUGUGCUGGGGUGCUGGAUCUUUCCUAGCCGCAGGUGUGCUCAGAGGCACCAUCAGCAUUGAAAGCAACGCCGGCUGGCAGAUCCCCUACGGUCUCCAGUGGAUGUGGAUUCCCCCUCUCUUCCUCGUCGCCUGGUUCGCUCCCGAGUCGCCCUGGUACCUUAUUCGCCGUGGCAAGAUUGAAGAGACUGAGAAGAGCCUGCGCCGCUUGGCCCGCCCAGGACACUACACCGAGCAGUCGAUGCGCGAGAUGCUUGCCCUCAUGCAUCACACCAACGAAAUGGAAAAGCUGGAAGCGAAGAACGCUAGCUAUGCUGACUGCUUUCGCGGCGAGAACAAGCGCCGCACACUCAUUGUCUCCAUGGCCUGGAUUAUUCAGAUCUUCAACGGCCAGUCCAUCACUAACUAUGCCGCACAAAUGCUCCGUGCUGUCGGCAUGAGCGCUACCGAUGCCUUUAGCUACACUAUGGGUAUCCAAUCAGUCAACAUCUUCGCCACUGCAAUCGCCAUUGCUCUCAUGGGCUCAGUUGGCCGCCGCACUUUCUACCUUUACGGCUCUGCCUCCAUCGGCCUCUGCAUGCUCGUCGUUGGCAUCAUGGGAUUUUCCGUAAAAAACGCCGCAGACGUUGCCAUCCCCGUUGCUGUUUUCCUCAUCUUUGUUCAAAUCGCUUUCAAGAUCUCUCUUGGCCCGACCACCUAUGUUAUCGUGGGCGAGAUGGCCUCGUCUCGCGUCCGUGCCCAGACCAUCGUCAUUGGUCGUGCCCUCUACGUCUGUGGUCAGAUUGCCGUCCAGCAGCUCAAUCCCCGCAUGCUCAACAAUGAUCCUACUGCGUGGAACUGGGGUGCGAAGACUGGCAUGUUCUACUUCGGCUUUUGUCUGCUCUGGGUGAUCUGGAUCUUCUUCUUCCUUCCCGAGACCAAGGAUCGAUCCUUCGCUGAGAUUGAUUACCUCUUCAAGAAGAAGACGCCCGCCCGCAAGUUUCGCACUGCUGAUAUCGACUUGUUUGAGUUUACACCAGAGGAGAAGUUGCAAGAAGAUGUUAGUACAAAGAGUGCAAUGCAGGGCUCGGUAAGAGAAGUUGUGUAG
Molecule: messenger RNA, 1686 nt
Organism: Alternaria atra
Lineage: Eukaryota; Fungi; Ascomycota; Dothideomycetes; Pleosporales; Pleosporaceae
Exons: 3
Coding region: 1-1686 (561 amino acids)
Biological process (GO): carbohydrate transport; transmembrane transport
Cellular component (GO): membrane
Molecular function (GO): carbohydrate:proton symporter activity
Source: RefSeq, a predicted model, not a curated record